Physella acuta is the source of this 885-nucleotide messenger RNA. RefSeq lists its product as uncharacterized. Lineage: Eukaryota; Metazoa; Mollusca; Gastropoda; Physidae. The record is from RefSeq and is a predicted model, not a curated record.
AUGGCUCCCCAGGGGCCACAAAGGAGUGAUGAUGAUGAUGAAUCAGAGAAGGUUUCCACGCCUACUCGGGCUCUAUAUAAGCUGAAGGAAAUUAAAGGAGCGGUACCAGAAGUGUUUGAUUCUAACCAGAUUUUGUUGCUUCACACUUCCAAAAUGUUCAAACUCGUCUUGGUUUUAUCCAUCGGUUACAUCGCAGCAGGUCUCGAACAAGUUGACGACUGUGAUGCUCUCGAGAAAUGUAUGGACCCUAAAAGUUAUGUGACUCCAGCUAAUGUAGAAACACUUUAUGGUAAAAACAACUCUGAAGCCCUUCGCAGGAACGGCAACAAGUUUUACACCUGCUUUUAUACUUCUGUGUAUAAAUGCUCUGACCCAGUUCGUAAUAAUUACCUCAAGGGACAAUUAAAGUUGGUCACUUUCCUAACGAAGAGCAAAAAGGAUAUCGAAGACUUGAGUAAGUGCAAAGACAAGGACAAGAUUAAAUGGGCGAUCGCAUUCAUUAACUAUCAUUUCUGGAGAAGUCUCAAAUCCGCCUCGUAUAAUGUUAUUACAUUGCGUCGUAACAUUAAAGUCGAGAUGGAUAGAGAACUUUGCGAGAAAUUGUCUGAUCUGAGUUUUGAUUUUUAUAUUGUAUUGACCAAACUCUGCCCGAAAAAUUCAGCCGAAAUGCUGAGCUGGUAUUGGGAGUAUUACCAGCUAGUGAACUUUGAAGUGUACAGCUGGUGCGAUACCAGUUAUAUCGGAAUACAACUACCAGCACGCAAUCUUAGCGACCUAGUGCGACACCCGCGAGUGGAGCCACCUGACAUAAAUAGCAGGAAAGCCAUUAAAUCUUUUGGGAGGUAUUACCUACCUUUAGAUUUGACUAAUGGUCACACAAAUUGA